AUGUCUUCACAGGGGGACCCGGGCUCAGGCUCAGGCUCAGGCUCAGACUCGUCGGCGCACAGCUCCCCGGCGCGUGAGCCGGAGAUGCCGCUCGUACCAAUCUGGAGGAACUCCAAGGGGAAGUUGGUCUACGGCUUCACUGACGACAAGGCCGCCGUGGCCAAAUAUCACCAGGAUUUACAAAAGUAUGAGCAGAAGCUAGCUCGACAAGAAGAAUUGCUGACGCUCAAGCUGCCUUCCAAGGCCCCUGGUACCAACGAACGCUACGGCAGCCCCAAGAACAAGGACAUAAUUUUAAACGCCGCCAAAUCAAUCCUGAGUCUUUCAGCCUAUCUUGAUGGCAAAGAGAUUAACCGGUGCACAGGCAUUGUUGUCAAUCGAGAUGAAGAUACGAAAUCUCUUACCAUUCUCACCUCUGCCUGGCUUAUCUGCACAGAGAAACCAUCUAAUGAUUGGCUGGAUAAAGAAUAUGCUCCUCAAGCUAAGGUUAUUGUUCACCUAUUGGAUGGCACAACCGUCGAUAGUCAACUGAUGUACUUUAGCAAACAUUAUGACAUCGCCUUCUGUGAGAUUACGGGAGGUUUACACUUGCAGAGUUUACCAUUGGAAGGUAACUCGGAGUUCAGCAAUGAAACACUUGUGUUAGUUGCUAGGGAUGCAAAUCUAGAUUUAAUCUACAAAGAAGCCAAGCUGGCAUCUGUAGGCCCUUGUGAAUUCCAACACAAUCAUUAUAAGUUCAUCACCUGUUCAAUUCCUAACAAGUGUGGAACUGGAGGUGGACUGUUGGAUUUUAAUGGGAAAAUUGUAGGGUUAGUAUCCUACACAUUUCCUCUUGUUGCGUUUAUUCCAAGCUAUCUUAUAACGAAGUGUUCAACAUUGUUGAGAAAAUUUGGGAAAAUUGUGCGACCCCAGCUUGGACUAAAGCUAAAGACGUUGGACUUAUUAGGCAGGUCGCGUAUUGAGCAGUUGUCACAUAAUUUCAACAUCUCCUCUGGUCUUGUAGUAAGAGAGGUUUCAGCAGAAUGUGUUGCUGAGAGGCUUGGCAUUAGAGUGGGGGACGUUAUUUUAUCAUGCCAAGGAGAGAGUGUUUCAAGUAUAGCUCAGUUUGUUUCAGUUCGAAGAUAUACUGCUACGUGUUGGUGA
Messenger RNA from Triticum aestivum (bread wheat), 1143 nucleotides. RefSeq lists its product as uncharacterized. The transcript has 8 exons. The record is from RefSeq and is a predicted model, not a curated record. Gene Ontology annotation, molecular function: protein binding. NCBI's taxonomy places the organism in Eukaryota, Viridiplantae, Streptophyta, Magnoliopsida, Poales, Poaceae. Bases 1 to 1143 code for a protein of 380 amino acids.